AUGUCGGAGAAGGCCGCUGGGAAGCGAAGGGCCCGUCAGGAAGUUCCGGAUGAGGACGCCCCGCAACAGCCUGAGGAGCCAGCAGUGUACCUAGCUGACCACGCACCACCGGCAGGAUUCCCUGCCACAGACGCUCAAUACCCCGGUUCAACGCCCGCACCUUUGCCCCAGGGUUCCGGCCCUAUGCCUUCGUACUAUCCUUCACACCCACACUCGUUACAUCAUUUUCAUCCUUCUGCCUACACGCACCCCGCUCCUUACCCAUCUCCGUAUCCGAGUCACCCUCUUCCGGGCCCUCCCCGUCACUAUCCUGUCGCACCUACCGCACCGCACAGCGAGCAUCGCUCCGAUGGGCGACAAGACUCACCUGAUAUCGUUAUCAAAGAGGAGCCUUCCGAUGACGACACCGUCUUCCCCGAGAUUCGCACCAUCCUCGCAGAGCCCGUUGCUGGGAAGAAGCGCCAGCGCAAAUCGGCUGCGGGUGCGAAGGGCAAAGGUGUAGCUGCAAACUCACCGGCGUUGCCGCAGCCUUCCCCAGCAGCUGCUGCUGGCGGCCGCCGCCAGCCAGCCGCUAGCAAUCCCGGGCCUGCAAGGCGGGGAGGCCGGCAGCCAGGCGCAACGGGAUACACCGACGCUGAUCUCACAGAGAUGUUGCGCCUCGUCCGCAUGUUUCUUCCGAUAGGGCCCGACGAGUGGGCAACGGUCGUCGCGCACUUCAAUAAGUGGGCUCGUGCAAAUGGGCGUGGAGAACGUCAGGUGAAAGCAUUUCGGUCUAAAUGGGAUGCUAUCGUCCGGACUCCCAAGCCGACGGGCAAAGCAGAAGUCCCCUGGUUUGUUGAGGAGUCCUGGGACAUCAACGAUCUCAUCGAACAGCGCGCCCAUGUUCGUCCACUCAAUGACGCGAGGAUCGACAGUGUUGAGCAGCCUCGGGGAGCCGGUGGACAGGAGGUAAUAGAGAUCAUGGAUACCGAUGAGGAGGAGGAGAGCAAGCGCUACGUCGUUCGCAAGAAGGCAAGGACAGCAAACGCAAGCGCCGGCGCCUCGCCCUCUGUGGCUGCUGGCACUGCGCCACGCGGCCAAACGCGUACUGGCAUGUCGAACAACCUCAUCUCUUCCAUCGCAUCUGCCUUCGACCCCGCUGUCCAGACGGCCCGUGACGAAGCUCGUGCCGCUCGCCAUGUGGAUAACUUUCACCUGCAGUCCCUCAUAAGCGAUUUGCACCAUUACCGCCUUCGGAACGAGACGCUCCAAGAGCGGUACUUGGAAGAGAAGCGCCGCGGUGACCGCCUUGAAGAUGAACUCCGUCGACGUGAUGAACACCAAGCAUUUCUUGAACAGAUCGCAAAGACAACAGGUGAACCUUAUUACUCUGUCCACGCACGUCUCUUCGGAACGCCGGCUUCUCGACGCAUCCCAGAACCCGGGCCCGCGCCACCUCGUGCCAUUGAACCCGCUCCAACUCCUGGUCCCUCCAACCAGUCAAGCCGACCCCCUCGUCACGGUAGCCCAAUCCUUGAUCGGGCUUCUAUUGCGGCCAUGGCCGCGCUUGCUCGUGAAGAGGCCGGUGAGGCGCAUGUGCCUCUGCGAUCCCGCGAGCGCCUGCAGGGUAUGCCGAUCACCCCACAUUCGCCACGGCACGAUGCUUGUCCUUCGGACACAGGGGCGUCGACGCAGGUCGACCGUGGAAAUGUGACGGCCCCCGAGCCUCCGGCGCCAAGUCAUGAACUUGACGAAGAGACUUCAUAUGAAGUCACCGUCACUCCCCGCAAACGUCGCACUGAGCACGAAGGUAGUGACUAGCCAUGAACUGUGAGUACAACGAGAACUCUGAACUUAGUAUACCAUCGCCGACUGCUGUAUAUUUCAUACGUCUCAUCCAUACUCAUCCACCACUCUCACUACUCACACGUAAUUGCCCUAAGUGCAUUGUAGAUUCCAUACCCUGUUCAUAUGCCGUCAUCACUGAUUAACUCUUCAUUGCAUACUCUAUAUACUGUUUAGUCAU
This is a messenger RNA of Rhodofomes roseus, 2005 nucleotides long. RefSeq lists its product as uncharacterized. Bases 1 to 1800 code for a protein of 599 amino acids. The transcript is spliced from 5 exons. Lineage: Eukaryota; Fungi; Basidiomycota; Agaricomycetes; Polyporales; Fomitopsidaceae. The record is from RefSeq and is a predicted model, not a curated record.